AUGGACUUCAAAGACAGCGAAGAUUACAAACGCUACGCCUCUAGAAAUGGUCGCCCUGAUGAUAAACUACCGCCACUUGACUACCAGGAUGGAUCCCUACACCUCGUCCCCGGAGAGAUCUAUUGCCGAUGGCGCGAGGACAUCAGCGGAGUUCUUUGCGAGGGUAGUGAUAGAAAAGUCGAAAAUUCCCUCCGACAACACUACGAAAGAGUUUAUGGUGCACCACUCGCGGGGAAAUAUCCGACCAACGGAGAAAGAAACCAAGCAAGGAUUUCGAGAUGGUACGCAGACGUUGUCAACGGACUUCUACCCUCCUGGGCGCGUUCUGUCCAGGUGGUUCGACUGGCCGUUCAGGACCUACCCAGGGGCAGUGAAGCAAACCAAAUGGACUACCAGAGUGCAGUCAGACUCACUCGUCUAUUCAACGAGCAUGGCCCAGACAUGCCAUCAAAGGUCAGCGAUGAGCUGCGUCGUCUACUUAUCGACGGUGCGUUCCAGCACACAAAUGGCUCCCAUCAACGGGCUAUCAAGCACCAGAUCAGCAUGGAAAUAUUUGAUGCAGCCAACAACGAGCCUAAGUGGAUGAACAUAACCUACGAACGGUGGUUCAUCUUGGUCGGUGUGUAUGGUGUCAAGACACUCCGGCGAGAGUGCAAGGGCAUCGUCAACGCCGUCCUCACCCGGCGCGGAGAUGAGCUCGAUAAGAGCUUGACCUACAAGCACGGCUCGGACGACGGCAAGCCACACUCUAGUACUUUGAUCACGAAGUUGACUGACACGGUCUCGAAGCAGCAGAAGGCCAUUGAUCGCUUCGAAAGCACCGUCAGCAGACUGUCUGGUGGUAACUACUAA
Messenger RNA from Fusarium redolens, 852 nucleotides. RefSeq lists its product as uncharacterized. The record is from RefSeq and is a predicted model, not a curated record. NCBI's taxonomy places the organism in Eukaryota, Fungi, Ascomycota, Sordariomycetes, Hypocreales, Nectriaceae. Bases 1 to 852 code for a protein of 283 amino acids. The transcript has 4 exons.